CGCUACCCCGAGAACAUACAACUACAACUCCAAAGUUCUCGCGAAAAUCUCCAGCAUCUCCCUGGCUUUGAUUCGACGGAAGUACGGAAGUUCGCCAAUUCUCAUUGUUCACCAUGCGACUUGUCGAUGUCCAUACGUUUGAGUUCAAGUGGUUUAGCGAAAGUGAGCUACCUAAGUAUGUGAUUUUGUCCUAUAGAUGGGGCGACGAGGAAGUCAGCUAUCAAGAUAUGUGCUGGCUCCAGAAGAUGAAGUCAAUACCGGAUAAUGUCAAGAACGACCCUGUUCUCUCGCUAUUGCUCAGCCCCAUCACUGUAGGAUCCCGUUCGGUGACUGAGCGGGAAAUAAUGGAAAGACCAGGAUACGCAAAGAUUGUUGGCACGGCAAGAUUCGCCAAGGCACUGGGUUGCAGAUACACGCGGGUCGAUACAUGUCGCAUCGGCAAGAGUAGCAGUGCGGAAUUGCAAGAAGCCAUAAACUCAAUCCUAGAAGAUUUCGACCUUUUCGCGCGAAUACUGUCCCAAUUUAGAUGGAUCACUAGAGGUUGGACACCGCAGGAGCUUGUCGCCCCAACCAGACUGUUCUUCUGCAAUCGUGAUUGGGGCUUCAUGACUGCGAAACAUCACACCAUCGGGAUAAAGAAGAUUGCACAGGCUACUGGAAUACCCCUACGCGUACUCCGGACGGGAGAUCUAAGCGAUAUGUCCAUUGCGCAGAGCAUGUCAUGGGCGGCGAACCGGUCCACGACUCGCGUCGAAGACACAGCUUAUCGCCUCAUGGGUCUAUUCGACAUCCACAUGCCCAUGCUCUACGGAGAGGGGUCCAAGGCUUUUAUUCGAUUACAAGAAGCAAUCAUGCAAACUAAUUCGGAUCAAACUACAUUCGCUUGGUAAGACCCCACAGCCGAUUUCUCUGCUUUGCGGGGCUUGCUCGCUCAAUCUCCACCCGACUUCCUAGGCUGUAACAUAAUAACAAAAAUGCGGACACCCAACGUGCCUUCCACGAUCACAAAUCUGGGCCUCCAAGUACAGCUGAAUAUCGUCCCCUCGGGUUCAGAGGGUUGCUACAGAGCCACAUUGCUGGCGCGGAACCCGCUUGGGAGUCCUGUCAGCAUCUUGCUCAGAAAAGUGAGCCACGAGGGG
Messenger RNA from Lindgomyces ingoldianus, 1139 nucleotides. RefSeq lists its product as uncharacterized. The record is from RefSeq and is a predicted model, not a curated record. The transcript has 2 exons. Bases 114 to 890 code for a protein of 258 amino acids. Lineage: Eukaryota; Fungi; Ascomycota; Dothideomycetes; Pleosporales; Lindgomycetaceae.